Messenger RNA from Lacerta agilis (Sand lizard), 1146 nucleotides. Its product is annotated as ALK tyrosine kinase receptor-like. Bases 1 to 1146 code for a protein of 381 amino acids. Gene Ontology annotation, cellular component: membrane. The transcript is spliced from 4 exons. The record is from RefSeq and is a predicted model, not a curated record. Lineage: Eukaryota; Metazoa; Chordata; Lepidosauria; Squamata; Lacertidae.
AUGAACGCCGCCGGUCUCCUCUUUCUGGCCACUCUGGCCGCCUUGGCCACACAAGCGGUGCCCCGGGAAGCGGGGAGCUCCCCUCCGGGCUCCCGCCCGACGCAGCGGGAUGCGCCGAGUUUCUCCCGGCAGCAGAGGAAAAGCCUGGCGAUGGAUUUCAUCGUGCCUUCUCUGUUCCGGACCUACCUGCGGGAGCUGGUGCUGGGCGGUGGCAGCGGCGACGGGGAACCUUUGGGCGGGUUCAAGGCGCGCUGCAGCCUGGUGCUCGACUGCCAGCCGCUGCUGCGCGCGGUCAGCUCUUGGCUCCCCAGGAGCGGGUCGGCGGCGCCUGCUGGCCGCUCCAGAGCCCCGUCCAAGGUGCUGAAAGGCGGCUCGGUAAGAAAGCUGCGCCGCGCCAAGCAGCUGGUGCUGGAAGUGGGAGAAGCCAACCUGCGGGAGGACUGCGCGUGGCAUCCUGCCUGGGAAGGAGCCCAGGCAGAGGCACGCCAGAUCGAGUUCACCCUGACCGAGGAAUUCAGCUGGUGGAUCCGCUCUGGAGAAGGCAGGCUGAGGAUCCGGCUGAUGCCCGAGAGGAAGGCGUCUUUCCAGGGCAGAGAAGGCAGUUUAUCAGCGGCGAUCAGAGCCUCCCAGCCCCGUCUGUUCUUGCAGAUGGCCACCAGAGGUGUCAACAUUCCAGAAUCUCCAACAAAUAUUCCUCCACGUUCUUUGGAUUUUACUGCUUGGAAUCUGUCCUGGGUCAUGAGAGAUUCCUACCCUUCCUUUGUUCCCAGAGGGCGGCACUUUUUUGACUGCAAUUUUGAAUCGCACUGUGAUCUAGAAUAUUCCCCACCGAUGAAGGAGGGACAUAACAGAACCUGGCACCGAGUGAGUGCAAAUGAAUUCUCACGGCUCCAUCUUUUGGAUGGCCCAGAGAGGGAUUACUCUGAAAAUUCAGCAGAAGGUUCGUUCCUAUACCUCAGUACAUCAGAAAGCACGAACUUCCUCAUUUUGAGCCCCUGGCUGAAGAGCGCUAGUGAAUACUGCACUGUGCAAGUGGCUGUCUACGGAUACUUCCAGCAAAGUGGGGAGUAUGUCGCUCAGGUUAUCCAUGCUGAUGAAAGCCACAGCAAAAUCCCAUUGAUACCAAGCAGAGAAAAGCACGGGUAG